UUGCCUCUGGCUCUGGCUCUUCUGCUUUUGCGUAUCCGACUAGGAAAUUUCUGGACUCUAGUGGGCCAGCUUCAUCAAUUACAAGGGUCUUGAUGGGCCGAAACUGAUGGGCCUAUAUUUUAUUUUAAAAUUCGUCAAAUUUUAAAAUGAAUAUGAUUGAUUAGGACUUGGCCACUUUGGCGAACUUUUCUUCCUCGAUUGAACUGUGUUUUAUCAUUUCCUCCGAUCAAUCAUCGGAACAAGAUGCAGAAGCUGAACGAGCUCUUCUCUGGCGGCGGAGACGGCGAAGGCGCAAACGAUAGCUUCCUUGAAGAUGGAUCAGAGGGUCUCUGUUCUCUCUCCACAACUCAGAGAAUGUACGGAUUCGCCGCGUCUUUGGCCGCUGGUUUGCUUCUCAUGUUUCUGUCCAUGAUCGUGUUUGCCAUCCCCAUCAAGUUUGCACUGCUCUUCACAUUCGGAAAUGUUCUCGCUAUCGGAAGCACAGCCUUCCUCAUGGGACCUGAGCAACAGAUAAACAUGAUGUUGGACCCUGUUCGUCUCUACGCUACUUCCAUCUAUGGCGGAUGCGUUGUUCUUGCUCUCAUUUGCGCUCUCUUGAUCCACAGCAAAAUUUUGACGGUGAUUGCGAUCCUAUGCGAGACUUGUGCACUUAUUUGGUACAGCCUCAGUUAUAUCCCAUUUGCACGAAGAAUGGUCUCUGAAAUAAUGAUCCGUCUCUGUGACACCGAGCUAUAGUCAAUCUGAAAGGCAUACACACAAUCUCGCUUUUUACUCGUCUCGAGAAUUUGAGAUAUGAUUCUUCUUCAACACUUCUUGUUUUUUUUGUUUUGUUUGUUUGACCUGAUCCUGUGGUUUGUACGUGAAUCAGAAGUAACGCAAAUUGAGUUUCUUUGGUUGGGGACUUGAAGCUGUGUGUGUGUAUUUUUGUUGCUUCAGACUUGACAGUCACUUGACAUUUGUUUGAUAAGAGAUUUUACUUAUUCAUAUGA
Messenger RNA from Brassica rapa (field mustard), 989 nucleotides. RefSeq names its product vesicle transport protein SFT2B. The record is from RefSeq and is a predicted model, not a curated record. Gene Ontology annotation, cellular component: membrane. Lineage: Eukaryota; Viridiplantae; Streptophyta; Magnoliopsida; Brassicales; Brassicaceae. Gene Ontology annotation, biological process: vesicle-mediated transport.